Molecule: messenger RNA, 1025 nt
Organism: Aspergillus heteromorphus CBS 117.55
Lineage: Eukaryota; Fungi; Ascomycota; Eurotiomycetes; Eurotiales; Aspergillaceae
Product: RTA1 domain-containing protein
Exons: 3
Coding region: 49-912 (287 amino acids)
Cellular component (GO): membrane
Source: RefSeq, a predicted model, not a curated record
UGCAUUGUUGAUACUCUAUUAUCGAUAUUCCAUUCCUUUGCUGUUACAAUGAACUUCAUCUUUUACUACUAUACGCCUUCGGCUGCGGCCGCGGGAAUCUUCAUCGUCCUGUUCGGCAUCAGCACCCUCCUCCAUCUCUAUCAACUUGUGGGGACCAGAUCGUGGUUCAUGAUCCCCUUCUUCAUCGGAGGCAUUCUCGAAACCAUCGGAUAUAUAGGACGUCUGCUCUCGGCGGAGCAAAGCCCCAACUUCACCACAGGCCCGUAUGCCAUGCAAAGUGCCCUGCUCCUGAUCGCACCCGCCUUCCUCGCAGCCAGCAUCUACAUGACCCUCGGCCGGAUUAUCCGGAUGCUGCAUGCGGAUAAACAGUCGGUUAUCGGGCUGAGGUGGUUGACCAAGAUCUUCGUGACGGGCGAUGUGUUGUCAUUCUUGAUGCAGGCGUCCGGCGCCGGUCUCAUGGUCAGCGACACGAGCGAUGCCAGCACUGGCGAGCACGUCAUUAUCGGCGGACUUUUCGUACAGAUUAUAUUCUUUGGCUUUUUCCUCAUCACCGCCCUGAUCUUCCAGAAGCGUCUGGCCAAGAACCCGACCAGUGAGUCGGUUGAGAUGUCGCGUGUGUGGCGUCGGCACAUGGCGGCGCUUUAUGUCUCCAGUACAUUUAUCUUCGUCCGGUCGAUCUUGCGUGUGGUGGAGUACAUCCAGGGAUAUAAUGGGUAUCUGAUGAAACAUGAGGCCUUCAUCUACAUCUUCGAUGCUCUGCUCAUGUUUAUCACGAUGGAGGUGCUGCAGUUCAUCCACCCGAGUCAGAUCAACUGCAUCCUCGGUCGGGGCGAUCGGUACUCGGACCAGGUAGUCAUGACGCGCAAAUUUUCGCCCGUGCCAAUGGAGCUGGAGGUUUCCUCGGAGGUUUAAGUGAUGGUUUGCUGUCUUUAAUGUUUGAGAUUGGCGACUGUUAUGAUUUCCUGUUAUAAUUUCUGUUUGGGUUCGUGUUGGGAUAUAUGUAUCAUUGUCAUGUUUAUGCUAGC